Molecule: messenger RNA, 2615 nt
Organism: Zerene cesonia (dogface butterfly)
Lineage: Eukaryota; Metazoa; Arthropoda; Insecta; Lepidoptera; Pieridae
Gene: VhaAC45
Product: V-type proton ATPase subunit S1
Exons: 3
Coding region: 132-1346 (404 amino acids)
Cellular component (GO): proton-transporting V-type ATPase complex
Source: RefSeq, a predicted model, not a curated record
CAAAUCAAUCAUAUGAUCACUUUUCACAUGACCCAUGGUCACUCGUCAUCGCCCAUUUUUCGUCUUUUUAUGACAGUUUUGGGCUAAAACAUUACUUUUAGUCCGUUACGUCCACAUAUUAGUCAGUAAAAAUGGCGUUUAGCCGUUUAGUGUUAUCUUUUUUAGUGUUAAGUGUCGCAUCUAGCUUUGCAUCGGUGAGUGUGCCUGUAUUCCUGUGGGGGGAUCUCGCCAAACCCUCGAUAAAAUCAAACCCUCUAUCAGAGGUUUCCGAACUCGAAUUCGAAGAUGUGCUGAAAAGCCAAUUGAACAACGACCCGUUUACGGUUGUUUUCAUAGACGAGACCCUUUCCGUCGAGGAUCUAUCUCGCAAAAAUUCCGAAGGCGAAACACCGUUUCCCUAUUUGCAUGCUAACAUCGGUGAUGCCGUCUACUUACCGUCCGUUAAGAAUGCCUUGGAUGUCCUCAACAAGUUCUCCGACUCCAACAAAGCUGAUCAUGUGACGUUGACCGAGAACGGCUUGUCCGCCGAAAUCGAGAAGGAUAGCGGGAAAUUCCUCUUUAUAACCCUCAAGGACGCUCGCGAAGGUGAAUCUAGAGCUGAUAUGUUGCGCCGCCACAAUGAUUUCAUGGAGGAAAUGUUCACAAAACUGCAAAAGAAUUACGACAACGUUGUGUCGGUGUACACAGGCCGUUUUCCUUCAUGGACUGUCCCUGAAGCACACUCCCGUGUGCGCCGUCAAGCUGCCCCAGCUACCUACCAAAACCCCGAGCUGAACGGCCUACGUUUCUACACCAAGAACAUCAUCAUCACCUCCAAAUCUGGUGUUACCCAUUUACACGGCAUCACCGCCAGCAACUCUGUCAUUGAUGCUAUGGCUAUGAACACAACCUUGGAUUUCGGAGGCAAUCAAUCUAUUGUUUUGUAUUUCACACAGAAGCAAGGAUACUGGUUUAUGGACUCGAUUACAUACAGCCAGAGUCAACCGACCUUCACAGAGGAGCUGGCGGGACAGUCUGAAGUGUAUGCGCUGAUGGGAUUCUCAUACCGUUGCGGACAGAACGCCACCUUUAACAGCGGCAAUGAUACCAAUCAAAUGUCACUCACCUUCCAAGAUUUGAAGGUACAACCAUUCUUCAAGGACACAAACUCGAGCGACACACCGCCAUUCGGUGAUUCCUUCAACUGUGUCGGCUUCUUCUCCGUUCCCAUCUGGUCUGGUCUCUUUGUAGUGUUCAUCCUUCUCGCCAUCACCUUCUACGGCAUCAUGAUGAUGAUGGACAUCAGAACGAUGGACCGCUUCGACGACCCCAAGGGCAAAACAAUCACCAUCAACGCAGCCGAAUAGAUCGGUUAGAACUCUUUUGUACCAUUUACAUUUAAUUCCUGGCCAAAAAUUACGUUUAAAAAGUUAUUUUGACAGUUUCGUUUUGACACGUCAUUUUGAAAUUUUUGUGUUGUGAAAAUUGGCGCGAAGUUUUAAACGUGAUGGUACAAAAGGGAAUUUUAACAAUAAUAAGAAGUUACAAAUUUAGCUCAAGUGAAAUAGUAUUAGUCUAAUACUUACAGAUUGUUGAAAGCAUUUUUAUAAUGUCAGUUCUCGUUAAGAAAUAUUGAUGGGCCAAAACAGUAAAUAUUCCUUACCAUUUUUUUUAAGUCUUAUUACACUUUUCUAUGGGUUUAUUUUUAUUGUUUUGAAGUGAACGGACAGGAGAAUCAUAUUUUUUUUAACUGUUUUGGUGCUGACCAUGGAGUAUAGAAGAGACUGGUGUUCCCAGAUUAAAAAUUGAAUUAAAAAGUUACUAAUAAAAACCGAAAACGUGCCUAUCUUCAAACAUUUAUUCUAUUGUAUAUUUGUGAUAGAGUAGCUUAGGUAUAUAAUAGUUGAAGCGUAUUAAAUUAUAUAUGAAUUCACAUAGAAAUGAUUAGAGCGCUUAGGCCUAAAGUACCCGAAUAUUUUCAAGGACAACGAUUUCAAUAAUUCCGAGCUUUCGUAUUCGCAUAGUCGUAUAAUCGAUUUUAUUUAACGUCGAGAAAUGUGUGCCCUCCAUGCUAGUGCCAAUUUCAUUCCAUAUAUUUCGUCUAAAACUAUGUAUUAUGUAUAAGAAUUGUAAUUAAGUGACCUUCACAAUAAUAAAGUAACCUAUAAUUCUAAAUUGUAACAGAUGGAUGGUAUUUAUUGAUUGUUGAUAAAUAAUUUAUUGUAAAGAUGGAUUACGUGUGCCAGGGUUCGAACAAAUUCAGGCUACAUAUAUGAAACAACUAACGUCAAAAGGGACAUGACGCGGGAAAUUCAAAACAUGGCUACCGUAAUGUCAUCUGUCAAAACUUAGUUAUAAGCGAAAAUAUUACAGAAAUCAAGCGAUUAACUAAUGUUUUAUUGAUUUAUUUUCUUGUAAAUAUAAUUUCCGAUGUUUAUUUUACAGCGUUUCUAUAUUGUUUUGUUGUUUUGAACAAGUAUUAAAUCGUGAGACCAAUUUGUUUUUUUUUAUUUUCAUUUUUCUUUCCGACUCGCGUGUUCCUAUGUAAAGGACUAGGAUUUUAUAUACAUAUUCUAGUAUUCUUAGACUGUAUUGAAGAAAUGUUAUAUUCGGUGAAAAUAAAGCUUAAUUAUAUU